Lucilia cuprina (Australian sheep blowfly) is the source of this 971-nucleotide messenger RNA. Its product is annotated as putative mediator of RNA polymerase II transcription subunit 29. NCBI's taxonomy places the organism in Eukaryota, Metazoa, Arthropoda, Insecta, Diptera, Calliphoridae. The record is from RefSeq and is a predicted model, not a curated record. The transcript has 2 exons. The coding region runs from base 158 to 745 and encodes 195 amino acids.
AAAAUUUAUAAUAUAAAGUGUUAAAAGUUUAAAUACAAUAUAAGAAAAGAAAAUCCUGUAAUUACGUAAAAAAAGAAAGAUUUAAAACAGUGACAUUAGAAGGGACAGAAACAGAAAGGAAGAGCGACAAAAAUAAUAACAUGUACUUACUAAACAUAUGAAUAAUAACAACAACAAUGAAAUGCUUGCUUACAAUAUGGCUACCAUAAGCCUGAAGAAUAUCAACUUGAAAACAACAACAACAGCAGCUACAACAAACAUCUACAAUAAUAUUAAAAAUAAAAACAACAAUAAAAAUAAUAAGAAUAAUAAAACAAGUAAAAAUACUCACAACUUAUCACAACGGAAGUUAAGGCAAACAACAACUACUAUACCGACAACUAUAACAGCAAAUACAAAAGCAGGAAAUUCAACAGUUUGCAAUAACAGUUCAUGUUUAAAUAAUUCAUCUUCAUCUGCCACUUGUACUGCUACUAAUACUACUACUACGUGGCAAGCAACAAGUUUUUACCACAAUUUUAUUAAAUCGUAUAAUAAACGAAAUUAUAUUAACUCCACUUUGUUUCCAUUGUUGGACUCAUUAUUUUGUAUAACAAAAGCCACCACUUCAUCGUUUUCAACAACGUCAUCAUCAAUACAAACGUCAUUGCUAUCAGAAGUGUUUUCGUUAAAAACAAUAUUUAAACAUGUUUUACUGGCAUUUAAUUUUUAUAAUCCUAUUAGCCGCAUUUCAAUUGCAAGUUGAAUAUGCAACAGCUCAUUAUGUUGCAAAUGCAACCGCUGUUUUAGCUGCAACUUCAACAGUACCAGCAUCAUCAGCAGUACCAGCAUCAUCAGCAGUACCAGCAUCAUCAGCAGCAGUAGCCACAAUCACAACGGCCAUUAGCUCAACAUCCAGUAGUUCAUCAUUAAAUAAUAUUUUAAGAAUAGGAGAUGGCAACAUAAUAACAAGGGUAUGUGGCAGAUAUUAA